Messenger RNA from Kalmanozyma brasiliensis GHG001, 1296 nucleotides. RefSeq names its product Zinc finger, C2H2. The record is from RefSeq and is a predicted model, not a curated record. The coding region runs from base 1 to 1296 and encodes 431 amino acids. The transcript has a single exon. Lineage: Eukaryota; Fungi; Basidiomycota; Ustilaginomycetes; Ustilaginales. Gene Ontology annotation, cellular component: nucleus. Gene Ontology annotation, molecular function: RNA polymerase II cis-regulatory region sequence-specific DNA binding; DNA-binding transcription factor activity, RNA polymerase II-specific. Gene Ontology annotation, biological process: regulation of transcription by RNA polymerase II.
AUGUCCACCGACGCCCCACGGCAGCAACAGCAACAGCAUCAGCAUCAGCAUCGAGCGGAUACUCUCAAACGCAACAACAGCCAGCAAGACGCAAGGCCGCAACUGUGCCAGUGGGGCGGUUGUAACGAGCGCUUCUGGACUGUCGAAGAGCUGGUUGCGCACGUCAAUCACUCGCACCUUGUUCGCAAAAACGCAGAUGCAGAUCCAUCGCAAACGCCCGACACACAGAAGAGCUUCCAUCAGGCGACGGCGCAAGUCAGUCGGGCGCUCGCGCAUCAAGGAGCGCAGCUUUCGACAAAAGAGCAGGAUAGUGCGGGUCUCCUCGAGUGUCUUUGGAAGGAUUGUCAUCAGGUCCCCGUACCCGAAAAGCUCGCGUUGGGCACGUUCACGCCGACCACAGAGGAGGACUUGUGGAAGACGACCAAUGCAACGGCAUCAGCAGGCCAGGACGGUAAGAUCUCGCUCGCCAUCCUGCAGCAUCUGCUGCAUGAUCAUUUGGGCCAGCAAGCUGCGGUACCUCUGUCGCUCAAAGGAGACCAGCCAUUUGCAGCGCCGACGCCUUCUUCGCAUUAUUCCGCUGGCAGCGUUGCCCUCACCAACACGAACGACAAUGCGGCAUCAUCCUGGUGGAGCAAGAAGCGCAAGAACAGCGAGACGGGCAGCUUCAGUGGCGCGGCGUCCUGUAGCGAGAACGACCAACUCUUCUGUCGAUGGGAAGGCUGUUCCGCCUGCUUCGACUCGCACUCUGCGCUCACAGACCAUAUCGAGACUGCGCACGUCGGUUCCGGCAAAGCCGAGUACGAGUGUCGCUGGAUCGGCUGCCCUCGCCAUGCUUCUGGAGCCAAAUUCUCGCAGAAGCAAAAAGUGCUGCGACACAUCCAGACGCACACGGGCGAUCGACCCUUCAAAUGCAACGAGUGCGGCAAACGCUUCAGCGAGCAGAAUACGCUAGCCCAGCACAUCCGAACGCACACGCUCGAACGUCCCUACGUCUGCGACCACCCAGGUUGCGGGAAGUCGUUCAGCGUCGCGGGCUCGUUGACCAUCCACAAGCGGACGCACACCGGAAGCAAGCCGUUCGUGUGCAGCUUCCCAGGAUGCGGCAAGGCAUUCGCCGAGAGCAGCAAUCUGACCAAGCACGUGAGGACGCAUACCGGCGACAAGCCGUUCCGCUGCGACGAGUGCGGCAAGUGCUUCAGUAGGCCGGAUCAGGCGAGUCGGCACAGGAAGACGCACGAGAGGAAGAGGAAGGGUGCGGGAGAGGGCGUGCAGCAGGGGCAUGCCGUGGCUGGCUAG